Molecule: messenger RNA, 213 nt
Organism: Didymodactylos carnosus
Lineage: Eukaryota; Metazoa; Rotifera; Eurotatoria; Philodinida; Philodinidae
Source: the annotation of a GenBank genome assembly
AUGGGUGGCCAUGUUGAACUAAGUCCUGCAGAAUUAGCUAAACUAGUUGGUUAUAAAAGAUAUUUGAACACCGUGACGGAUCAUGGCAGAAAAAAUAUUGUCUUGUCCGUAUUUGCUGGUUGGGGUUUAUUUGGCUAUACAAUGUAUAAAUUAUCCCAGAGUCGAAAAAAAAAUAAACCAAUCGACAUUAAACAAUUGAAAAAAGCACAUUAG